AUGACUCCUGCUGUUGUUCCGGACACCGAUGAGUCCGAUUCCGACAUCUCCGAAGAUGACAAUGACGAAGACGCAGAGAACACUUGGAUCGACGGAGCUGAAAAGCAUGACAGAUGGACGUUUACCGAGCAUGUUGGGGCUGAUCCAGAGGUGGAUGACUGUGAGACGCCGCUCCAGUUUUACGAGUUAUUUUUCUCUGAAGAACUCCUCGCCAUGGUAGCUGAACAGACGAACGUAUACGGACAAGAAAAGCAUCAUAACUGGAAUCACACCGAUUCAGACGAACUGCGAAAAUUCUUCGGCCUUUGUUUGCAGAUGUCUCGAUGUCCACUUGAUAAUCAAAGGAAUUACUGGUCAUUGAAACCUCAAAACUUGGCUAGAAAUGGGCAUUCAAUUGCAGGAGACUUCAUGACGAGAGAACGAUUCGAAGAGAUCCAAAGGCACCUCCACUUUGCCGACAACGCUGCUACUGAUAGGACAAACAAACUCUACAAGCUGCAGCCGAUUCUGGACUAUCUGAAUACCCGAUUUCAGGCCAUGUACAAACCUGGUAAAGAGCUAUGCAUCGACGAAUCGAUGGUACCCUUCAGGGGCCGCGUUUCAUUUUGGCAAUACAAUGGAACGAAACGUCAUAGGUUUGGAAUAAAGCUCUUCAAGCUCUGCUCUCGCGCUGGAUACACGCAGAAGAUCAAGGUUUAUGCAGGAAAAGACCCCAAAAGGAAAACUAGUGUAGCAGAGUCUGUAGUCUUAGAGUUGAUGGACGGCUUUCUGAUGCAGGGACGUUGCCUUUGCACGGAUAACUGGUACACCAGCCUGCAACUUGCUCACAGCCUUCUCAAGAUGAAGACGGAUAUGGUUUAUGACACACUUGACUACUUGCCUGCGCUGUGGACCUGGCGCUUACACCCAUAUCUAAAGAAAUUUACUGCAAGAACGAAGACAAUUUCUUCAGGAGAAAAAGGGCCGGUGAUUACAAACGUACUCGGACAGAAUGUGGGAGAUGCUGAGCAAGGACAAAAUCACGAAUCGAUUUUGAAACAAAUGUGGCAAAAAACUUAGGCACAAGCCAUGCACGUGAACACUUUAUCCGCUUCAGACACUUUAUCCGCUUCAAAACAAGAAGGGACUAGGGCUGCAGCAUUUUGUUUCUAAGCAGGUGAAGUGGAUAAGUAUGGCAAGUGCCUCAAAGAUCUGUGUGUGGUCAAGUUGCUAUAAUUUC
Molecule: messenger RNA, 1219 nt
Organism: Cylicocyclus nassatus
Lineage: Eukaryota; Metazoa; Nematoda; Chromadorea; Rhabditida; Strongylidae
Source: the annotation of a GenBank genome assembly